Molecule: messenger RNA, 1853 nt
Organism: Drosophila yakuba
Lineage: Eukaryota; Metazoa; Arthropoda; Insecta; Diptera; Drosophilidae
Gene: Hsp60D
Product: heat shock protein 60A
Exons: 1
Coding region: 112-1788 (558 amino acids)
Biological process (GO): mitochondrial unfolded protein response; apoptotic mitochondrial changes; protein import into mitochondrial intermembrane space
Cellular component (GO): mitochondrial inner membrane; mitochondrial matrix
Molecular function (GO): ATP binding; ATP-dependent protein folding chaperone; protein-folding chaperone binding
Source: RefSeq, a predicted model, not a curated record
CCAAUUUACCAAUUGAAAGGUAAUUAAAUUUCAGUUAAAGCUUCUGAUAAACGUUGAAAGUUCUCUCAAAAUUGCGACAAGCAACGUGUGUAUCAAGGAUCUUGAAUCAGGAUGCUGAGCAGACUGGGCCGGAGUGGUGGCACCGGCGUGCGCUCCUAUGCCAAGGACAUUCGCUUUGGAGCUGAGGCGCGCUGCCUGCUCAUGCAGGGCGUGAACGUUCUGGCCAACGCGGUGGCCACCACUCUGGGCCCGAAGGGCAGGAACGUGCUCAUCGAACAGCUGCUGAUAUCGCCGCGGAUCACCAAGGAUGGCGUCACGGUGGCCCACAACGUGCAGCUGAGGAAUCGCCGCCAGGAUAUGGGAGUUCAAUUGCUGCGCCAGGCCACCAACAAUACCAAUAACAAGGUGGGCGAUGGCACCACCACGGCCACCAUUCUGGCCCGUGGAAUAGCCUGCCAGGGAAUGCAUGUGCUGCGCCAGAGCCAGGUGAACGUGCAACUCCUGCGGGAGGGCAUUCUCGAGGGAUCGCGGACUGUCUGCAAAGCUCUAGGUGAGAUGUCCCAGUCGGUGGAUACCAUUGGGCAGGUGGAAGCCGUGGCCAAGGUGGCCCUGAAUGGAGACGAACGGCUGGCGGAGCUGAUUGGUGACGUCAUUUUGGAGCUGGGCGAAGACGGCGUCAUCCUGCUGAAGGAAUCCCACAGUCCCUUCGAUGAGGUCAAGAUCCAGGAGGGUGUAACCCUCGCCUCUGGCUACUGUUCGCCAUUCUUUGCCAAAAAAGGCGGUGCCCUGGAAUUGGAGAAUUGCUUGCUGCUGCUCACAUUGGCCAAGAUUGAUCAAGUGGAACAGAUCCUUCCCGCUCUGGAGUUGGCCAGACUGAAAGAACGUCCCCUUCUGAUAGUUGCCAAAAAUUUUGGCAGCGAUUUGCUUAAGAUCUUGGUGCUAAAUCAUCUGCAAGGUUUAGUUCAGGUCUGUGCAGUGAAGGCGCCCAGUUUUGGUGAGGAGCAGUGCGAGGAAAUGGAGGAUUUGGCUAUUGCUACGGGCGGGCAUCUCCUGGAGGACGCCUCCAGGCUGGCCGAUCUCAGCGAGGAGGAUCUGGGUGAAGUGUUGGAGGCGGUGGUGGACGCCAAGGAAACGCACCUAUUGCAACCGAUCAAUGUGAACGAGGAGCAGGUGCAGUGCCGCAUCCAGCACAUCCGUGAGCUGAUUGAAGAAGCUUUCACCGAUGAGGAGCUGGACCGGCUGAAAACUCGACUGGGACGCUUGCAGGGCCACCUGGCCACCAUUUUUGUGGGCGGCACCAGUGAUCUGGAGGUGAGCGAGCGAAAGGAUCGCUUCAACGAUGCCCUUCAUGCCGUUCGAGUGGCCAUAAGUGAAGGUGUGGUUCCCGGAGGAGGCACCGCCUAUCUACGCUGUAUUCCAGCUCUGGACGAGUUGCCCCCAACCGAGGUAAUGGAGCACCAGGUGGGCAGGGAGAUUGUGAAGGAUGCUCUACGACUGCCCUGCUAUACAAUCGCCCGCAAUGCUGGCGUGGACCCCAAUGUGGUUCUAGGUCGCGUUUUGGAGGGUAGUGGCAGCUACGGAUAUGAUGCCGCCGCCGGCGAAUUUGAGGAUCUCGUGCUCCGUGGCAUCGUGGAUCCCACCAAAGUUAUGCAAUCAGCCAUGACGGCCGCCGCCGGAAUUGCCUCCCUAUUGGCCACCACCGAGGUGCUCAUUACAAAUCAACCCACCAAGGUGAAGAUUCCCAAAAAUCAGGUUACCCGCGAUCUGGCUAAACUUGUGGGAAUGUAGUUGGGAUAGUGCAUUUUGACAACCUAGUAAAAAUAAAGCUCUAAAUUUUGUGUUGAAAAAUAAAA